AUGUCGUCUCCGGACUUGCUUAAGCAUCUUUCGAGGGUAUUGACAUCUGGGGACAUUGAAGCAUUAGAACAGGUCCCGUCUCCUGAGGAGAUUCGGCGGGUGGUGUUUGAGAUGGAUGGGGAUAGUGCGGCGGGUCCGGAUGGUUACACGGGGAGAUUCUUUACGUCGGCAUGGCCAAUUGUGGGCGAUGAUGUGGGCAAGGCUAUAGGUAGUUUCUUCUGUGGUGCUGAGUUGCCUAGGGCAAUCACUGCGACUUCCAUUGUCCUCAUCCCGAAAAUUGCUCAUCCCCAGGACUUUUCGCAGUUCAGACCGAUUAGUUUGUGCAACUUCGUGAAUAAAGAACUUAUGUCUAGUAUGGGCAAGGUGUCUGGGAGGGGUAAAGUGGCUCUCAAGCUUGAUAUGUCUAAGGCGUACGAUCGGGUUUCGUGGGUGUUUUUAACUCAGGUAUUGCGGAAAUUUGGAUUUGGCGAACGGUGGAUCGACAUGGUCUGGAGGCUGGUCUCAAAUGUCUGGUUUUCUGUCUUAGUGAAUGGGGCUGGUGUGGGCUUCUUCAAGGCUUCACGGGACUCUGCCAAGGGGACCCGCUGUCCCAGGUUUAUUCAUUCUGGGUACGGAGGUGUUGUCCCGGUCUCUGAACAAAUUGUUGGACAAUUGGGAUUUUAA
Coffea arabica (coffee) is the source of this 663-nucleotide messenger RNA. NCBI's taxonomy places the organism in Eukaryota, Viridiplantae, Streptophyta, Magnoliopsida, Gentianales, Rubiaceae. The record is from RefSeq and is a predicted model, not a curated record.